UCCUUAGUUGUGAGUCAGAAGAGAAGAGGCCGGGCUGAUGACAAGCAUGACAUUGAGCCAAGCCACAGAUGCAUGUCCACUCAAAAGGCCCAACUGAGCGCCAUCCCCUCUGCUUCCCGGCUUUCACUCGGCCUCUCAGGGGGGGGGUGUCUAGUCUCCUGCAACCCCCAAGUAGAACCUCAUCGUGAAACUGGAGGUCUCUGAUGGAUCAGGGUAGUAGCGAGCAGAGUCCAGAGGAGCCAGAUGCAGGAGGCCGAGCGGAUCCUGAGGUCGGCAGGAGGGCAUCGGAGUCAGAGCACGGCUUGUCCAAAAUCACCCACAAUGCCCUGGAGAACAUGGGAGCGUUGGGCCAUGGCCUGAAGCAGUUCUUCCAGCCACAGCGCCGACGCUCCUCCGUUUCCCCGCAUGACUCCGCCGUGUCCUGCACGAGCGCCCCUCCCUCCGAACCCACCGAUGUUGGGUCAGAAGUGGGGGACGCUCCCGCCUCCUUGGCCCUGCCUUUGGAUUCUGACAACGCUGCUGCUUCCGCCCCUCCCGCAGCUCUGAGCCGUGUUCUGCAGCAGAUCCGAGGUCCGCCGAUGAUGAAGCGAGGCACCAGCCUGCAGAGCCGCCGCAACAAGGCGGGGGCCCCUGGUGAUCCUCCCCAGAAAGGAAGCCCGCAGAUCCACAGGCGGAGCACUCACGAGGCUCUGCUGCAGGCUGGACGCCCACGCUCAUCCUCUACCACGGAUACACCCACCAGUCCAGCCCUGGCGGACAUGUUGCUGACCUCUGGAUACCACUCCACUGAGGAGCCAGACAAGCUGGAUCGUUGUGAUGGAUCAGGCCCUGCUGUGUCCCCCAGUGCCCUCUCUUAUGGCACUGAAGGGUACGAUGUGGUUGACAAUACACCAGACCCCCAGCGUACCAAGCAGGCCAUCGCACAGUUGCAGCAGAAGAUCCUGAAGCUCACAGAACAAAUCAAGAUCGAACAAACCGCUCGUGACGACAACGUGGCCGAAUACCUGAAGCUUGCCAAUAAUGCAGACAAACAACAGAGUGCACGCAUCAAACAGGUGUUUGAGAAGAAGAACCAAAAGUCUGCUCAGACUAUCCAGCAGCUGCAGAGGAAGCUCGAGCACUACCAUCGGAAACUUCGUGAGGUGGAGCACAACGGUAUCCCUCGCCAGCCCAAAGAUGUUUUAAGAGACAUGCACCAGGGGCUAAAAGAUGUUGGAGCUAAGGUCACGGGAGGCCUGUCCAGCAUCUCCCAAGCCACUCAUUCUGCAGCUGGAGCUGUGGUAUCCAAGCCAAGGGAGAUAGCCUCCCUCAUUCGCAACAAGUUUGGGAGCGCAGACAACAUCGCAGCUCUGAAAGACUCUUUGGAUGAAGCGCAGGGAGAGGAAGGUGUCAGUCCUGGGGGAUCAAGGCCUCUGGGGACAGGACAGUUACAAUCCAGCCCAAAGUAUGGUAGUGAAGAUGACUGUUCUAGUGCUACUUCUGGUUCUGCAGGAGCUAACAGCACCCCUGGAGCCCCUGGAGGUCCUCCUAGCUCUAGGGGAAUUACUCUUGAUCCACAAGCCUCAGGCUUCGAUGCCAUACUUCAUGAGAUCCAAGAACUCCGGGAUAACCAGGGUCGACUAGAAGAGUCCUUUGAAAAUUUGAAAUCUCACUAUCAGCGGGACUACACCAUGAUCAUGGAGGCCUUACAAGAGGAGCGGUACAGGUGUGAACGCUUAGAGGAACAACUCAACGACUUGACAGAACUGCACCAGAAUGAAAUUCUUAACCUCAAACAGGAGCUAGCUAGCAUGGAGGAGAAGAUCGCCUACCAGUCCUACGAAAGAGCGAGGGACAUCCAGGAGGCGCUAGAGGCUUGUCAGACACGCAUCUCCAAGAUGGAGCUGCAGCAGCAGCAGCAGCAGGUGGUGCAGCUGGAGGGGUUGGAGAACGCCACAGCACGGACUCUUCUCGGAAAAUUAAUCAACGUGCUGCUAGCUGUCAUGGCCGUCCUUUUGGUGUUCGUGUCCACCGUGGCCAACUGUGUCGUCCCCUUGAUGAAAACCCGCAGCCGCACACUUUCUACUGUACUUCUUGUAAUCCUGCUCGCCUUCCUGUGGAGGCACUGGGACGCCAUUUCAGAGUAUCUGCAUCGCUUCCUUCUGCACCCCAGAUGACCUGCUAUGAAAGACGAAUUGGAACAAUGAAGGGACUUGGGCUUUGAGACUGAAACUUAAAGGGAGGACCUAUACAGGAAGUUGUCUACUACACUCAGGAGUGUAUCAGAGGUUUUGUCACUUUACCACUUUCUGAGCUGCGUGUUGGGAAGAAUCAAAGAAGAAACGGUCUGGAUGGUUGACAGACGGUGGCACAAGCACAUGCUGUAGGAGUGAAUGGAGCGUAGU
Messenger RNA from Nematolebias whitei (Rio pearlfish), 2384 nucleotides. RefSeq names its product transmembrane and coiled-coil domain family 1b (gene tmcc1b). NCBI's taxonomy places the organism in Eukaryota, Metazoa, Chordata, Actinopteri, Cyprinodontiformes, Rivulidae. The coding region runs from base 204 to 2156 and encodes 650 amino acids. The record is from RefSeq and is a predicted model, not a curated record. Gene Ontology annotation, cellular component: endomembrane system. The transcript is spliced from 6 exons.